AUGGCGGUAGGCAGCCCCCCUAACGCAGGGCGGUGGCGUGGUGGUAGGCAGCCCCCUAACGCAGGGCGGUGGCGUGGUGGUAGGCAGCCCCCUGCAGGGCGGUGGCGUGGUGGUAGGCAGCCCCCUAACGCAGGGCGGUGGCGUGGUGGUAGGCAGCCCCCUAACGCAGGGCGGUGGCAUGGCGGUAGGCAGCCCCCUAACGCAGGGCUGGUAGGCAGCCCCCUAACGCAGGGCGGUGGCGUGGUGGUAGGCAGCCCCCUAACGCAGGACGGUGGCGUGGUGGUAGGCAGCCCCCUAUGGGGACGGUGGCGUGGUGGUAGGCAGCCCCCUAACAGGACGGUGGCAUGGCGACAGCCCCCUAACGCAGGACGGUGGCGUGGUGGUAGGCAGCCCCCUACGCAGGACGGUGGCGUGGUGGUAGGCAGCCCCUCAUGGCGUGGGCCCCCUAACGCAGGGCGGUGGCAUGGCGGUAGGCAGCCCCCUAACGCAGGACGGUGGCGUGGUGGUAGGCAGCCCCAACGCAGGGCGGUGGCAUGGUGGUACAGCCCCCUAACGCAGGACGGUGGCGUGGUGGUAGGCAGCCCCCUAACGCAGGACGGUGGCGUGGUGGUAGGCAGCCCCCUAACGCAGGACGUGGUGGACGGUGGCGUGGUGGUAGGCAGCCCCCUAACGCAGGGCGGUGGCGUGGUGGUAGGCAGCCCCCUGCAGGGCGGUGGCAUGGCGUGGCAGCCCCCUAACGCAGGACGGUGGCGUGGUGGCAGCCCCCUAACACAGGACGGUGGCGUGGUGGUAGGCAGCCCCCUAACGCAGAGCGGUGGCGUGGUGGUAGGCAGCCCCCUAACGCAGGGCGGUGGCGUGGUGGUAGGCAGCCCCCUAACGCAGGACGGUGGCGUGGUGGUAGGCAGCCCCCUAACGCAGGGCGGUGGCGUGGUGGUAGGCAGCCCCCUAACGCAGCGGUGGCAUGGUGGUAGGCAGCCCCCUAACGCAGGACGGUGGCGUGGUGGUAGGCAGCCCCCUAACGCAGGACGGUGGCGUGGUGGUAGGCAGCCCCCUAACGCAGGACGGUGGCGUGGUGGUAUAACGCAGGACGGUGGCGUGGUGGUAGGCAGCCCCCUAACGCAGGGCGGUGGCGUGGUGGUAGGCAGCCCCCUAACGCAGGGCGGUGGCGUGGUGGUAGGCAGCCCCCUAACGCAGGACGGUGGCGUGGUGGUAGGCAGCCCCCUAACGCAGGGCGGUGGCAUGGCGGUAGGCAGCCCCCUAACGCAGGGCGGUGGCGUGGUGGUAGGCAGCCCCCUAACGCAGGGCGGUGGCAUGGCGGUAGGCAGCCCCUAA
This is a messenger RNA of Oncorhynchus tshawytscha (Chinook salmon), 1332 nucleotides long. Its product is annotated as basic salivary proline-rich protein 3-like. The transcript is spliced from 4 exons. The coding region runs from base 1 to 1332 and encodes 443 amino acids. The record is from RefSeq and is a predicted model, not a curated record. Lineage: Eukaryota; Metazoa; Chordata; Actinopteri; Salmoniformes; Salmonidae.